This is a messenger RNA of Pseudophryne corroboree (corroboree frog), 3047 nucleotides long. RefSeq names its product ras-related and estrogen-regulated growth inhibitor-like. The record is from RefSeq and is a predicted model, not a curated record. NCBI's taxonomy places the organism in Eukaryota, Metazoa, Chordata, Amphibia, Anura, Myobatrachidae. Bases 274 to 1002 code for a protein of 242 amino acids. The transcript is spliced from 4 exons. Gene Ontology annotation, molecular function: GTPase activity; GTP binding.
UUCAAGUACAUUACAUGCAAUUUUCUGCUUCAGCAGCCAGAAGAAUAGGAGGCGGGAAUACACUGAGAAGUAGGCAGGAAAUAUUCGAUUUAGAGAGGAGAGGUUGGCUGGAGAACAGAAAUGUAUUUAUCCCUUGCCAAACCAAAAAGCACAGUACCAGAGAGUGAAUUACAUGGCACAUCAGCCCAGCUUAGCAUUCAUCUGACACUCAUACUCUAUCUGCUGUUUACUUCAUUGAAUUGGCGACAUUAACGCUACAAAACACAUUAUAAAAUGACCUCUAACUUUCCACUACCACGACCUCUGAGAAGAACCUGCAGCUUGGCUUCCGCACGGACUAUGCGCAUUGUGGUACUCGGGCAAAGUGCAGUGGGAAAAACAGCACUGACUGUCAGGUUCAUCACUAAACGGUUUAUCGGAGAUUACGAUCCAACGCUUGAAAUGAUUUACAGACACACGGCAGCAAUAGAUGGAGAAUUUGUCCAUUUUGAAAUCCUGGAUACUGCUGGCCAGGAGGAAGACUCACUUCAGAUUGCAGAGAAAAUUAAAUGGGGAGAUGGUUUUGCUGUCGUGUACUCUGUGACGGACCGUUGCAGCUUCGAUGAAGUCAUGCGGCUGUGCUUCCUCAUUAACCACAUUCACUCUGCCAGCAAAAAAGGGGCAUCAGAGCAGCCACCUGUUGUGAUCGUUGGCAACAAAAAAGACCUUCAGUUUGAUCGUAUGGUGUCCACCGAUGACGGAGAAAAACUUUCUAAGGCUUUAAAGUAUCCAUGUUAUGAAAUUUCAACCAGAGACAGCUACGAAGAAGCGUCUUUGGUCUUCAAUGCACUUUACUAUGAACUUUUGAGACAAGGGAGUCUUUCCCCUGGGACUUUCAAGAAAAAGAACGUAUCAAAGUUAAUAGAAAAGAUUCCUAAGAUUUAUGCCAAUUCUGCCUUGGGUGCAAGUGGCUUUGGCAGAAGUUUGAGUUUCAAUUCGUUUCGAGAUUAUAUUCCAGAAUGAAGUGAUGGCUAUACAUAAUUAUUUUGCAAAGAAGUCUGAUUUACUAGGAAAAUGUUGAGCACAUCUACUAAGUAUACUAGCAUUUAGUGGUCUACAGCUGGCAUCACUAUCGCGGUACAUAGGCUGAUGGUGAAAUCUAGCACGGCUCCAAUUACCAUUACAUUUUUCACAACUGUACAUAAAUAUAUUACCUACAUUUCAAUUUAUUUCCAGAUUUUGGCAAAUAGUUCCAGAUAUUUAAGAGUGUGGGUAUCACAGUGUAUAUGUAAAUCGUUAUAGGGUACGGUAGAAAUAAUGGUGGUCGGGAUGCCGGUGGGCACAUGACUGACAGCGGCAUUCCGACACUGAAGAUCCCAACAUCAGAGGGGAUAAGUAUUUUAACCCUCCCCUACCCUAACCUGGGUUUGUGGCUAUGGUUAACCCUUCAGGGUUGUCGGCUAGGACUACCCUUUGGCCGUGGUGGCUAUGGCUAACCCUUGGGGGGUGUCAACUAGGGCUAACCACUCCCCCUAGUGCCUAACCCUAGCCCCCCCUAGUGCAUAAGCCUCCCUCCUCGGGUCCUAACUUUGAUAAUUGCCUUCAGGAUGUCGGCUGUUGGUGUUCUGGUGCCGGUCUCCUGAGUGGUGUUGGGAUUCCGGCAUUGUUAACAUGACCGCCAGGAUGCUGAAUGCAUCCCAUCAUUAUCACCUAGUGAAAAUAAAGGCAAUGUUUGCUUCAGGGGCAUAGUCUUGCCCAAGGGCGCCAAGUGCAACUGGACCCUCCUCCAAGCAGUCGACCCCCCAACCCCACCUAUUACCUUGUGCCAGCUAGCAGGUCCCUCCUCCUCUGUGGCACUAUCUUCCUGGUGAUACUGGUGAGGGCUUUGUAAAGUCUUUGCUUUCACUGCAUGGGGCCAUUUUCCUGAAGGUGUCAUUGGGAAGAUAUCGCAACGGGACUAAAGAGUGACACACCUACUGGCAUAAGGUAAGUAUACUCUGGGUACAUGGUGUACAGGGCAAUGGUCCCUUGUGCACUGUACACCCUUCACCCAUUAUAAGUAGUUUCAACAGAUUACAUUUUUCCUCUACUGUGUGUUCUCUAUGUACUCUACGGAUAGGAUCAGACAGGAAUUGCUUUUGAGAGCAGAGCGCUUGAAAUUGUGUAUCUUUAUUUUAUGUGUACACAAUUUCAAGUGCUCUGCUCUCAUAUAUGUAACUUUGGUCUUUAAUCAGAGCUGCUUAGACAUUCAAAAUUCCCAGCUACAGCGCAGUUUUUUCUUUUUAAUUUAGGAAUAGCUGUUGGCCAGUGUAAGUUGUUUUUAUCUCUUGAUAAGUAAUAAUAUUAUAUGAUGAGACCUUUAGAGAGGCUUUGUGGAAUGAGAAAAAGAGGAAAAUUAAUGUUGCUGCCCAUCUGCGUUUGCAUGAGAUUUUAGGAGCUAAUUGUGAAUCGAAAAAGCUAUUUCUCCUAGUUGGCUUACAUAAACGAGCUAAUAACAAUUCUUAGGAGGCACUUCUAUUAGUGGCGAUACCCAUUAAAUGUCGGGAGAAAAUGGUUGGAAUGCCAGCAGCUCAUAAACACCAACCAAACUGAUUUGUUUUUCUCUCUAAAACACCUGCUUAGAAACAUACUAUGGACCUUAUCUUAUAGCAUGCAAGUUGCAGGUAGCUAUUCAAUUAGAGCCUCUAUGUUCGGAUGACAAAGAAAGUGACAAUCGGAGUCAGCUGAGUAUUUGCAAACUGCCAUUCACAAGUAGUUUUCUUGUGCCAGUUACCGUCCUCAUCAUCAUUUGCUAUUUGCACCCGGCCUGCUUAGCAACAUAAGCAUCUUGUUCCCGUGCUGCAGCUGUUCACAAUGAUACAGGUUUGUUUAGGUGUACAUGUAUAUACUGUACCCACUGUUUUCAUGCAAGAUAGCUAUGCAAACUGCCAUAAUUCUCUAUCAGACCUCUUGUGCUUGGGACGUAUGGUAAAAGUUAUUAUGUGUUUUUAAAACAAUACACUACACAAAUCCUUAUAUGUGUCUUAUUCAGAACAGUGGUGUAAAAAUUAAACUGCCCUUUAAGCGUA